AAAUGGUGUAAAAAUAAUUAUUUAAAAUACUUUGAAAGAAAAAUCAGAUAUUAAAACGUAUUUCAAAUGAGUGAUUCAGCUGAUGUUAGAGAUCGAUCCAGAGAACGUGAUCGAUCACGUAGAGGUGAGAAGCCAUCACGAUUCUCUGAUGGUGGUCGUGAUCGUAGUCGCGAUCGUGGAGAUCGAAAAUUUGAAAAAAGAAAUUCAAAUCGUCGUGUAUACGUCUCAAACAUUUGUUACGAAUACCGUUGGCAAGAUUUAAAAGAUCUUUUCCGAACUCAUGUCGGUGAUGUUGCUCAUGUCGAAUUAUUUGUUGAUGAAAAUGAGAAACCACGUGGUUGUGGUAUUGUAGAAUUUACGGACGAGAAAGCUGUCAAGAAAUGUUUAUCAGUUAUGCAUAGAUUCGACUUAAAAGGUCGUAAACUUGUUGUGCGUGAAGAUAGUGGAAAUGAACGGGAUAAGUAUGGUAAUAUUAUCAGUAAUAAUCGUCGAUCGGAUCGAGCUCGAGAUCAUGAGAAUCUCCCAGAUUUACGUGAUGAAAUACGUCUUGAUCGUGGUAGCAAUCUUCCAUCGCUGAUGAGUGCUAACACAAAUUUGGGUGAUAAAUGGGGUAACACAUAUGGUCUUAGUCCUCAAUUUUUAGAAGAAUUGGAUAUUAGGGGCCCCCUUUUACAUCGUAUCUUUGUUGCUAAUUUGGAUUACAAAGUUGAUGAAAAGAAACUUACAGAAGUAUUUAAGUUAGCGGGUAAAGUUUUGAGUGUUGAAUUAUCACGAGAUAAGGAUGGGAAUAGUCGAGGUUUUGCUGUUAUCGAGUACGAUCAUCCUGUUGAAUCAGUCCAAGCAAUUUCCAUGUUAAAUGGACAACAGUUGUAUGAUCGUAAACUUAUUGUUCGUAUGGAUCGUGACAGGAACGAAGGACCUCCUAAAUUACCAGAUGGUUUAAAAAGUAUUGGUUUGGGUCUUGGUCCUAAUGGAGAUCCAUUACGUGAUGUCAGUCGUAAUCUACCUUCAAACACAAGCGGUGGCUCAGAUAGUUUAAAUGCCAGCUCAAGUAUCUUAGGCUCAGUGCCAGCCUUACAUUCGUUGAGCAGUGGAAUCGGUUCUUCUGCUUUGAGUAACGUUGUUGGUGGUGGUUCGAGUCUUGCAAAUCUUGCUAGUUCACAAGCCGCUGCAUUACAGGCGAGUUUAGCCAGUGUUGGAGGAUUAACAAAUCCAAAUCUAACAGUCAAUUUAGGUAGUGUUGCUAAUGAAUUAGCAUUAGCAAAUCUCAGCAAUUCAGGAUUGAAUGCGUCCCUUCUUUCCAAUUCAGUGGCACAAAAUACAUCUUUAGCAUCAUUGGCACAUAAUUUAGGCAAUCAAAGUGGUUUAGGUUCAUUGGGGGGUAAUGCUAGUGGAUUAGGUUCUGGCGGUAUGAGUUCAGGUGGUGGGGGUAUGAGUGGAAAUAGUUAUUCCCGACACGAUUCAGGGAAUUACAAUUCAGGCAAUAGUGGUAGCCAAGGUGGAGCUAGCCGUUAUGCCUCGUCACCCAGUGUACAAGAUCGAAUGGCCAGUCGAGAUUACAUGGAAAGUCGUGAUUAUGAUUCCUUACCAAAUGGUGUGCUAGGUAGUCGCCGAAGUUACAGUCAAGAUAUGAAAGCAGAUGAUUAUAAAGAUUUUCGAUCGGCAUCUAUUUAUAGUACCGUGAAUAAUGGUUCACAAAGUCGGUCAAUGAGUGGUGGAGGAGUUGGUGGUAAUGUUCAACCACAAUCUGGGGGUCAAUUCUCAAGAGGAAUUAUUAUUAGUAAUUUACCGCCAUCGGCAUCAUGGUCUAUGUUAAGAGAGAAAUUUAGACAGUUUGGUGAAAUUACAUAUUGUGAAAUGAAAGGGAAUGAUGUGGGUGUUAUACAAUUUUCAGAUGUUCGACACGCUAAAGAAGCAGUUGAAAUGAUGGAUCGUGCACGAGUUGAAGGACGUACAAUCGAUGUUCGUUUCUUUUAAAUUCGUUCAUUUGUUUAUAAUUCUUUCGUUUGUUUUUUUUUUUUAUUCAAUAUGACGUAUUAUUUCUCUGAUGUAUUGUUUUUCUUUUGUUUAUUUGUAAAAAAAAACUGUUCCAUUCCUUUGUUUAUUUUUGUGUUGUAAAUGAUUCGAUCUCCUCUUUUUUUAACCGAUAUUCG
Molecule: messenger RNA, 2153 nt
Organism: Chrysoperla carnea
Lineage: Eukaryota; Metazoa; Arthropoda; Insecta; Neuroptera; Chrysopidae
Gene: rump
Product: myelin expression factor 2
Exons: 5
Coding region: 67-1977 (636 amino acids)
Biological process (GO): regulation of mRNA stability involved in response to oxidative stress
Cellular component (GO): nucleus; post-mRNA release spliceosomal complex; cytoplasm
Molecular function (GO): mRNA binding
Source: RefSeq, a predicted model, not a curated record